This is a messenger RNA of Ornithodoros turicata, 2057 nucleotides long. Its product is annotated as alpha-(1,3)-fucosyltransferase C-like. Gene Ontology annotation, molecular function: fucosyltransferase activity. Bases 628 to 1791 code for a protein of 387 amino acids. The record is from RefSeq and is a predicted model, not a curated record. The transcript has 2 exons. Gene Ontology annotation, cellular component: membrane. Lineage: Eukaryota; Metazoa; Arthropoda; Arachnida; Ixodida; Argasidae.
ACAACGAACUCGCUCUCUCUUGCUUUUCUCUUUUUAUGCGGGGCAGGGUGCAGGCCGAGAAGUGCGUGAUUUCGUGAAGUUUCCGCACGCCCGCUUGUCGCCAGCGAGCCGUGAUUCCGACCUCAGUUAUGCUGGUGCGCGUUUUUGAGAGUCGUGUGCAGCAUACGUUUUGGAACUCCCCUGUCAUCUGCUACAAAAAGCGAGGCCGCUGUGACACAUCAGCGCACGUCGAACAUCACGAGAGCGACCAUGUGGAUACCUGACAAACGGAUUGCCACUUGCUGCAGGCACCUGUGACGCUUUUUUUUUUUCCUUCUUCUUUUUGUUUUUUUGUUGUAGAGGUGAGGGGCUCUGAGCGAGGGGGUGAAACCGGUUUGGCAGAACUCUGGCCUUCAGGUGCUCGCCGGUGCACGCGAGUGACGCGUCGUGGUUGCGAUUAUUGUCUGGGCGUCUCACCACGUGUAGCAUUGUUUUGAGUCCUUUUGGGUGAAGUACAGUGGGUGACGAUGUGCUGAAACACGUCCACGCUGGAGUCGAAGGAAAGUUCCGCUUACUUGGAGAGAUUAAGGAAGGCCAAUGUGCCCACAAGUACAAGAUCCAUGCGCCAUCUUCAAAUGAUGACACGCAAUGAACGCCACACAGUGGGUAGUAUGGAUACUUCUGCUGGCACUACUGACUACCGUUUUCAUCUACAACUAUACAUCUACGUACCCCGUUUUAGUCGUUCCAUCACAUCGAAAACAAAACAACGGUAAACUGCUACCCUGGUACAAUCGGACAUCUUCUGUGAAUGCAAGCGAUAUCCCUCGCAUCCUUCUGUGGACAAGUUUCUUCAAUUCGCGCGUGCUUGGGCUUUCUCCCGAAGAUGACGUAGAACUCCCGAAUUGCCAUCACCGAUGUCACGUGACCUACAACCGGAACCUCUUGUCGUCCAGUGACGCGGUCGUCUUUCAUUCCAGAGACAUGAACUUAAACGACAUUCCCUCAAGGCGAGCGCCGGAGCAGAAGUGGGUAUUUUGGUGCAUGGAACCGCCGCCUUAUUCUUUUUACGGUGGGUUCGAAUACAUUGUGUCGAUGUUCAACUGGACAAUGACGUAUCGGACGAAUUCGGACAUUCCCAUUGCUUAUGGCAUGUUCAAGAGUAAGAAUACUGGUAAAGAGGAAAGGCCGGAUAUCAAGAAAUCGUGGGAAACGAAAAGCAAGUCAGCUGUGUGGGUAGUGAGCCACUGCAACACGGACAGCAGACGGGAGGCGUUUGUAAGAGAACUGCGGCAGCACAUCGACGUGGACGUGUUCGGCCUUUGUGGGUUGCUUAAGUGUCCACAAGACUCCAAUAAUACCUGUUUCCGACGCUUUGUAAAGGAAUAUUACUUUGUGCUGGCGCUGGAGAACUCGCUGUGCCGCGAUUACGUGACAGAAAAAUUGUUUUCAGCACUCCAGCACGUUAUAGUGCCUGUUGCAAUGGGCAGUGUCAACUACAGCGCCAUAACUCCGCCACAUUCUGUUAUUGACGUGUCUUCGUUCGAUAGCCCCAAAGAGUUAGCGGGGUAUCUGCACAGGGUCAAAAAGGACUUUGAACUGUACAAGGAGUACCUCGAGUGGAAGAACAAGUAUGUGGUGCAGUCCUGGGUUGAAACGUUUUGUUCACUUUGUGAAAAAUUGCACGGCGAAGACUUUCGAACUUACUCGGUGUACGACGACAUGUUGUCGUGGUGGGUGACGGACUCGAAAUGUUACAGGUGGAACGACGACCACUGGAGAGCUCUAAGGAAGGGCGCCAAAAGUACAUAGCGAUUAAUCUUGACUAACAUGUUUGAUGAGUUCAUUCAGACUGUACUCAAGUAUGUUUUACCAAUGUGGCCUUACGUUACCGAUGUAGACGGUAACUGAAUGAGCAUUUUCUACACGACUCGCAUACAUGCGACGUCGGUGCAAUAAAUUUUGUGUUGGUUAAAUGAAAACUCAUUGGAUCAGGUCACCAGUGACUAUGACAUACAACAGGUAUUGCAAUCCUUUGCCUAGGUUUUUUGCAAUAAAAUAUCACGUACUGAACGACA